This is a messenger RNA of Sander lucioperca (pikeperch), 2246 nucleotides long. Its product is annotated as cytochrome P450 2K1-like. The record is from RefSeq and is a predicted model, not a curated record. Gene Ontology annotation, biological process: xenobiotic metabolic process. Gene Ontology annotation, molecular function: iron ion binding; oxidoreductase activity, acting on paired donors, with incorporation or reduction of molecular oxygen, reduced flavin or flavoprotein as one donor, and incorporation of one atom of oxygen; heme binding. The transcript is spliced from 9 exons. Gene Ontology annotation, cellular component: intracellular membrane-bounded organelle; cytoplasm. NCBI's taxonomy places the organism in Eukaryota, Metazoa, Chordata, Actinopteri, Perciformes, Percidae. The coding region runs from base 243 to 1787 and encodes 514 amino acids.
AAUGCAAAACCCAAAGAAGAAAAAGAAGAAGACAAGUACUGCUUUUUCUGUCAGGUGUGCCUCUCCUUUGAGACUGUGUUGCUCACCUCAGGGUCACAGAGCUCAGAAGGGGCGGGGAGACAAUUAGAAACCAUAUACCUCAGCUCAAAGGACGUAAUCUAGGGGAUGUUUAUUUGAUUAUAUACUGCACUGUGUUUUAACUGCAAGACUUAGUCAGAGGAGUACCAUCAACAGAAGAACAAAUGUCUCUUUUGGAGGAUUUUGUUUUCUUCCUUUUCUCUAGUCCCACCACUUUGUUGGUGGUUGUUGCUCUCUUUCUUGUCCUCUAUCUUGUUUCCAGUAGUUUCACCUCCCAGGAAAUGGGGAAGGAGCCCCCAGGACCAAGGCCUCUUCCCCUGUUUGGCAACCUUUUGCAGCUUGAUCUCAAGAGACCCUACAAAAGCCUCUGUGAGCUUUCAAAGAAACAUGGCUCUGUGUUUACGGUGUACUUUGGAACCAGUAAAGUGGUUGUUCUGUCUGGAUACAAAGCAGUCAAAGAGGCUCUGGUCAGUUAUGCAGAUGAGUUUGGAGACAGAUAUAUCUCCCCUAUUUUUUAUGAUACGAAUCAAGGUCACGGAAUUAUUUUUGCAAAUGGAGACUCAUGGAAAGAGCUGAGACGUUUUGCCCUCACCACCCUGAGGGACUUUGGGAUGGGCAAAAGAGUCGCUGAGCAAAAAAUCUUGGAGGAAUGUCACCAUCUGAUCCAAAUGUUUGCAAAGCAUGAAGGAAAACCAUUUGAUACAGCAUGCCCGGUGAAUUAUGCAACAUCCAAUAUCAUCUCCUCUAUCGUGUAUGGAAGCAGGUUUGAAUACAAUGACCCCCGAUUCAAAAACAUGGUGAGAAGAGCCAACGACACCAUAUGCAUUACCGGCUCUCCACAAAUCCAGCUUUACAACAUGUUUCCCCGGCUGGUUGGUUGGAUAAAAAACCGGCAGCUGAUAUUAAAAAAUGUUGAAAUGACCAUCAGAGAUGUCAAAGAUUUAAUCAGGCAUCUGAAAGAGACACUAAACCCUCAGAUCUGCAGGGGCCUUGUGGACUGUUUUCUAAAUCGGAAGCAGAAGGAAGAGGACUCUUCAGUUAUGGACACUCACUACAACGAGAAGAACUUGAUAUUUACAGUAACAAACCUGUUUGCGGCUGGUACUGAUACCACAGCGACUACACUGAGGUGGAGUUUGCUGCUUAUGGCUAAAUAUCCACGUAUACAAGAUCAGGUCCAGGAGGAGCUGGGCAGGGUGGUCGGAAGCCGUCAGGUCCGGGUAGAGGACAGGAUGAGCCUGCCGUACACUGAUGCUGUCAUCCACGAGACACAGAGACUGGCCAGCAUUGUCCCCAUGGCCAUUCCUCACAAAACCAGCCGAGACGUCACCUUCCAGGGCUACUUUAUCAAAGAGGGGACUACUGUGUUUCCUCUUCUUACUUCUGUCCUGCAUGAUGAGAGCGAGUGGGACAGCCCACACACCUUCAACCCUUCCCACUUCCUGGAUAAGGAGGGUAAAUUUACCCGGAGAGACGCCUUCAUGCCCUUUUCUGCAGGUCGCAGGGUGUGUCUUGGGGAAAGUCUGGCUAAAAUGGAGCUCUUCCUCUUCUUCACCGGCCUCCUCCAGCACUUUCGUUUCACUCCUCCACCUGGAGUUACAGAGGAUGAACUGGAUCUGACACCAGCUGUGGGCUUCGUCCUCGCCCCUUCACCUCAUGAGCUGUGUGCUGUCAGUCGCAAUGAGGAAGAGAGGAGCAUGGCAUUAUAACUGCCUGUGCCAAUGGCAUGAAUAUUGUUUUAUUCACCCUCACUAAGGCCACAACAUACUGAGCAGCCUGCAGAUAUCCCAUCCACAAGAAUACCAACAGGGGACAGUUUAUUUCAGUCACUUAUAAGGCAGGAAAUUAUUUGAAAUUGUAAUGAGAUAAAUAAAUGUAGUCAUACACAGUUGGAGACUAUCAAUGUUUUUUUGUAAUUUGUACACAUUAGUUUAAACAAGUUGUAGGAAUGUAUAUGGACUUUUCCAACUAGGCCACUGUUGAUUGUUUUCACAAAGAGAUGUAUUUGGUUUUGUAGGUUGUAAUUUGUCAAGGGUUUAAUUUCUUAGUUUGCAGCAAAUGGCAGAAAUCAUGCCAGAUUACAUUCUAAAAUUAAUUAAAUUUAGACCUGCUUCUUGAUGGCUGAUACCUCAUGUACAUCUAAAACUACAAUGAACUACAUUUAUAUA